This is a messenger RNA of Trichoderma aggressivum f. europaeum, 1329 nucleotides long. RefSeq lists its product as uncharacterized. The record is from RefSeq and is a predicted model, not a curated record. Gene Ontology annotation, cellular component: membrane; Nem1-Spo7 phosphatase complex. Bases 1 to 1329 code for a protein of 442 amino acids. Lineage: Eukaryota; Fungi; Ascomycota; Sordariomycetes; Hypocreales; Hypocreaceae. The transcript has a single exon. Gene Ontology annotation, biological process: nuclear envelope organization. Gene Ontology annotation, molecular function: protein phosphatase regulator activity; phosphoprotein phosphatase activity.
AUGGCCGACGACCUCGACAGCAUCGUCAAGGGCGCCCCAAUUGCCGAGGCCGCUGCCAGCGAUGGCGAUGGCGAUGGCGAUGGCAACGACGAUGGCAAUGCCAAACCCGGCUCCGGCGCAAGCCCCUUCUCGCCCGGCGCUGGCAAGCCUGGCGACCCGCUGCAUCACACGCCCAGCUCCCCUUCCAUGAUCUAUCUCAACCUCUUGAUCCUCGAGGCCUCGAUGCGCGCCCAGUUCCUCGAGCUGCGCGCCCGCAAGCGCCACCACACCUUCUUCCUCGCCAUCCUGACGCUCUGGGUCGCCUUCUUUGGUUACAAGCUGUACUUUGCGCCGCGAGAGGACGGCCGUGGCGUGGGAGGGUCCAUAUACUGGGCGGUCGAAGGCGCGCAAAAGGUGUGCUUCAUGGGUGGCAUCAUCACCGCCGCCCUUGUCUGGGCAACGGGCAUCUGGGAUCGCGGCAUCCGGUGGCCACGCCGCUGGUUCGCCAUCUCCAACCGAGGCCUGCGCGGCUUCAACUGCAAGCUGGUCAUUAUCAGGCAGACGUGGUGGGCCGAGGCGCUGUCGACCAUAGGCUUCUUCCUGACGUACGGCCUCUUUUCGCAUACCGCCAGUUCCUCAUACCGCCUUGUCGAGCCGCAGCUGCUGCGCCAGGUCGAGAAGGAGCUCCAGCUCACAAGCGACAACCAUCCCACGCUAGUCCUCCCCCCCGAUGAUGACGAGCUUGGCGGCCAUGAAGAGGAUUUGGCGCCUGGGGGAGACUACGUCAAACUGCUGCUUCUGCCGAAGCCCUUCUCGCCUACUUUUCGAGAGAACUGGGAGCUUUACCGCACCGAAUACUGGGAGAGGGAGAAUGAGCGUCGGCGGUUGCUUCGGCAAAAGGUCAAGGAGCAUGACCGGAAAGUCGCAAAGGAUCAAUACGGUUGGCUGUGGUGGCUCCCCUGGCGCCAGAAUCCGCAGCCUCGCAUCCGUCGCGAACCUCAAAAGAUGCCCCAUCACCGCCUGGCGAGCGCGGAACGCAAGCGUAGGAACAGCAGCGUGCGCCGCUCCUCGGUGAGCUCCUCGAGAAGCCAGACGCCGUUGGUCUUUGACAGCGAUGGCCAAACGACACCGCGCAAGCAGGCUCCUGCUGCGGAGAAGCGCCGGAAGCCGGGGUCCAUAUCAAAGGUGAAGAGGCCCGGCACCGACUCUCGGUCUGUGACGCCCGAUAUCCCAUCCCGGCUGUCUAGGGAGAGCAGCGUGACGGUUGAUACGGAGACGGACGGCAGCAGCGGGCGGACGCUACGAAGCACGAGCAAAAGAGCCAGCCCAGCGCCUUUGUCGGCUGAUUGA